Messenger RNA from Tigriopus californicus, 549 nucleotides. RefSeq names its product small ribosomal subunit protein eS27 (gene RpS27). The record is from RefSeq and is a predicted model, not a curated record. Gene Ontology annotation, cellular component: cytosolic small ribosomal subunit; ribosome. Gene Ontology annotation, molecular function: structural constituent of ribosome; RNA binding. Gene Ontology annotation, biological process: ribosomal small subunit assembly; translation. Bases 157 to 411 code for a protein of 84 amino acids. The transcript has 3 exons. Lineage: Eukaryota; Metazoa; Arthropoda; Copepoda; Harpacticoida; Harpacticidae.
AUGGUGUAAUCGCAUCGAUUGAUUAUGAAUAAUGGAAGCCGGCCCCUUAUUUAAAGGGGGAUGGGGCGAUGGGUGGGCAUUCCCGGAUCGAUCGCCUUCGUGGCUAGUUGUACCUAGAAUUGAAGGGACUGAACAAGGGCGUUGGAGUGAGUCCCCAUGCCGCUCGCCAUCGACCUCCUGCACCCUCGUCCUGAGGAUGAGAAGCGCAAGCACAAGUUGAAGCGUUUGGUCCAGCACCCCAAUUCUUACUUCAUGGAUGUCAAGUGUCCCGGAUGCUACAAGAUCACCACCGUGUUCAGCCACGCCCAGACCGUGGUGGUGUGUGUGGGAUGUUCUACCGUUCUGUGCCAGCCCACGGGCGGACGAGCCCGGCUAACUGAAGGCUGUUCAUUCCGGAAGAAGCAACACUAAAUGAUGUUGUGGUCCCUUUCCACGAAAAACAUGUCCCAUUCUUCGGCUGGCGUCUCGUUCCGAAACCCAGGUUUGGGGUCUGGGGAAUCGAACUUGAACAGAACAUCCAUCUAUCAAUAAACGACUUGUACACCCAAA